This is a messenger RNA of Triplophysa dalaica, 7967 nucleotides long. Its product is annotated as raftlin-like. The transcript has 10 exons. The record is from RefSeq and is a predicted model, not a curated record. NCBI's taxonomy places the organism in Eukaryota, Metazoa, Chordata, Actinopteri, Cypriniformes, Nemacheilidae. The coding region runs from base 486 to 2306 and encodes 606 amino acids.
GUCGGUUGCUGAAGGAGCUGAGAGAGAGCGAAAGCGAGCAAGAGAGAGAGAACAGUGUCUCGAUCAGCUUGGACUGUCAUUUCAGACAUUCAGAGAGAGAUAGUGAAAGAGAGCGAGAGUGAGAGAGAGAGCACAGCAGGAGAGGGAGGUAUGUCAGAGGAUGUGGUUUCUCUGAGCUUGCAGAACAUUGCACAUACUUUGAGCAUGACCUAAACAGCAGCACGCCAAGUGUGUUUUCUGCGCUCCGUUAGCCGCCUGCCGCAUGAGGACCCGUCAGCUUGGCAUCUUGGGGAGCACGGAUCUUAUUGUUGUUUUUGUGCCGACACAUCAAAGGAGAUUUGAAUCCAGUGACCAUCCUUCUUGCGGUUCACACGCCGGUCAGUGGAGUCGCUCGACAGCUUGACUUCUGACCAGUGACUUAAACUUGCAGCGUCUGCGUGCCGGCACCUUUAAGACAGGUUUCAGUGAGCACUCGUUCAGCAGAAAUGGGCUGCGGGUUGAGGAAGUUCCGUCAGACAGAAGACAACAGUCCGGGAAAGAUCUACUCCACCCUCAAAAGGCCGCAGGUGGAGACCAAGAAUGGGGUCGCACACACGUACGAGCACUUGGACUUCCUGGUGGGGAAACAUGAUGGAACGUCCACGCUGUGUCUAUCUUCAGUGAGAGAGCUGCCGUCUCAGCUGCAGGAUCUUUACCAGCGGGGUUUCAUUCUGGCAGCUGUGCACCCGUUCGUGCACCCAUGCAGUCCGGAGCCCGCCAGCAUCCAGCGCCAGCUCUAUCGGGCUGUGCUCAUCAAAAUCUCUGACAGCUGGGAGACGAAUCCAGAUUUUGAGCCUUACCAUCUAAAACUGGAGGAGUGCAUGUCUGCCGAGCAGAUCCCAACCACAGAACACAUCCAGGGCUAUGUGAAAAAACAGAUCCAGGAUGCUGCAGAUCAAGGCAUCAUGUUUGUAGGCUUCAUCCAGGAGCCAGCUGGCCUACGCCCACACGUGCUCCGGCACGGAGAACCGGAGGAACCCUCCCUCUCCCUGCACUCCAGCCCCAGCUCGUUGCACAGCUCCGGGCUAACUCCCAGCCCCAGCCCCCUGGAGGAGCCGGAGCUUGAAGAUGAGCCGGGAGCGGAGAACGGGGGAGAUGAGACUCAAAUAGAGGACGUAAAAUCUGCUGCAGGUGGAGACGGAGAUGAUGUAUCCAAAUCUGGUGAAACACAGCCAGGAGAUGCACUCACACACAACAACAACGACACGGCCAAAAUCACAGACACCACAGAGAAACCCGGCAGGCUGCUUCUGGCUAAGAGAGGAGCUGAGCUCUUCGGGAUGUUUAAUUACCCGGGUCGUCGUGAGGGUCAGCUCAAGUACUACACGGUUAAAGUGCCUCUGCGGAUACAGCCGAUGGGUGAAGGUAUAGGCACUUUAGAAGCCAACUGGCUUGAUCACAUGACCCAGCAUUUCAACAGCGGGGCAUCACUUGUGGACGGAUACUUUCAGCUGACCAAUGACAAUGCAGAUCCGCUCACUAAAACGGUGGACAGCGUGUUUGUGUUCCAGGAGGGCGUGGAGGGCGACACAAACGCAGCGGCAGCGUAUGAUGCUAUAGUGGUGGAACAGUGGACGGUCAUUGAUGGUUUACAGGUGAAGAACGACUAUAUUCCACUGCUGCAGUCACUGGCCUCGUUCGGAUGGAAACUCACAUGCGUGCUGCCAACACCUAUCAUUAGGACAAACAGUGAUGGAAGUUUGGCAACCAAACAAAUCGUUUUCCUUCAGAGACCAAUGCUGCCCCGCAAGAAGAAGGAAGCUAAGAAAGUCAUCUUUAAAGCACGGAACAAGUGCAACAAGAACUCCGUCAAAGACGCACCAAAGGACAAGAAGAAGAAAGAGUGCACGUUCGCCGUAGAGAAGCUGUGUGAUCAAAAGAUCAGUGACGGAGCGGAGAAGAUCACCGAGGAGAGAAACGUGAGCGACAAUGAAGGACAGAAAGAGCAAAAUAAUGAGGCUGAUACUGAAGUGGAAAGAGGAGAGGAAAAGACGCAGGAACUCUAUGAGACAGAGGAAGAGACAGCUACAGGAAGUGAGGUGGGGGAAAAACAGGAAGUGCUGUGCGGUAAUAAAGAGAGAAAAGGAAAUCCCCAAAACGAAAAUCAGCAUGAGGUAGAAGUAAAAACACAGGUGGAGAUGAGCCACGAAGCCUCACCUGCAGACCAGCAGACAGCACAUCGGUGCAAUGAGGUGGACAAACAGGCAGACGGCUCAGUGGAAGAACCGUCACCCGCACAUGACGACAUCUCAGCCAAUCAGGAUUGAAGAUGCUCUCCAACUCCCGUGACCAAGAGAUGUAGACCUUUAUGAAUGUUCAAAAUAAACAUCCUUAAAACAAGACACAUUUACGAGAUAUACAGCACAAUAUCUUGAAGUUCUCUCACUCAAAAUCAAUUUCUUGAUCGUCAUACCACAGACGAGUAAUAUGAAGUACAGUUCUUUAAAUCCAAUGAAUGUUGUCUUGUAUUAAGAAUGUUUAAACACUUGAAAAUAAAGACAAUACAGACUAAUACAAUGAUUUACAAAUCCAGAUGGCUGCAGACACCUCACCUGACAUUGCGACCUCUUGUAACCAAUGCGGCUGGCGAGAUUUCAUCCCCUCUGACCGAGAUCUUUAAACGAGCGAUAGGAAAAGAGGAGAAAUGGGAUGAGAUUGUUAUCAGUAAAUGCACUGGAUGGGAAAACCACAUUAAUAUUUACCUUGUGAGCCCAGAGGGCCGAUAGCCUUCUAAAAGACUUCAUCUCUACUGAAGACGACAGGCGUGCGCGGAGCAGACGGUUACUGUUGCGAGAGGCAAUCGACUGUGAUGUAAGGUGCACACGUGUGUGUAUAUUUUUGUUUUGAUGUUUGUAUGAAUAUUUCACAGUUUAAACAAAACUGUUGUCAAUGUAACGGAAGAGCAAUGUUAGGGAAAUAUCUGAUAAAGUUUCCUUACAGCUGAAAUCUGUAACUUUUAAAACAUUUGUUUCAUACAUCCAACUUCAGUUUACAUCACGAACUGCGUUGGUUCAAAUUUGCUUUACAAUUUUUUUUCUUUAACCCAAAAAAAUCUGAUUGCAGCUUUAAUCGUGCCGUCGGACAACUUUUUGUUUGUUGAAUCCCAUCAUUCUAUAAUCUCAUCCCCCACUAUUUUAAAAGCAUAGCUUAAAAAUUCAAGUUCAGUCAUCAUUUACACGCCAAUGUACCUUUCCAAAAAACGUUAAUCUUUCAUUAUUUGUUGCAAAGGAAAAGAGAUUAAAUACUAUCAUUCAAGUAGUCUACGCUAUUUGUCAGGUAUAUUCUAAGCCUCCAAAACCUACUGAACUACAACUGUAGGCAACAUUUCCACAAUAGGCUGCAUCCUAAAAUGUCUUUUUUUAAACCUUUGUGUGUAGAAGUCUAUGUAAAAGCCAAAGUCUGCUAAAGCUCCUUGUGAGGAAAAGGCGGGAGGUUAAGUUGUUAUUUUCCACCCCACAGCUCUCGAAUCUCAUUCAUACAUUCAAAAAUGGUGUGUUGGGACAUGUCACGCACGAUUUGAAAUUAAUUUAGGAGGUUUUUGGAAGUGGUGGGAUUUAGUUUUUUACAUUGUGACAGUCUGCCAUAGCGCUCAAACGAACCCUUUUUAAUAUCUUUCUCAAAAUAAAAGUCACACAGGUGACCAGGGUCACAAAACCAGUCAUACGUAGCCCUUAUUUGUAGCAAUAGCCAACAAUACAUUGUAUCGAUUUAUCUUGUAUUCCAAAAUCAUUAGGAUAUUAAGUUAAGAUCAUGUUCCAUAAAGAUAUUUAGUACAUUUAUGUGAGUGGGGCAACAAAAAUGGCCAGAAAAAAGACGUCUACAAACUUCCAUUGCCGCUGCACGCUCUUUGGGAAGUAACAAUACAUGGUUGGUAUCAAAGUGAGAUAGAGAGCGUUAAAAACAAACCUGUUUCUUCUUACCAACGGCCUGCUACAGCGUCUCUGAUGGACAACUUUAAAGAUGAUUUUCUCAAUAUUUCGAUUUUCUGGGCCAUACAUUGUCCUAUCAUAACAAACUAUACAUCAUUUACAAAGCCUAUUCAUUUACCUUCCAGAUGAUGUAUAUAUCUACAUUUCAUAAAAUUGACCCUAAUGACUGGUUUUGUGGUCCAGGCUCACAAAUCUCUAGACCCCAAAUGUGCAGAGAUUGACUUGGGAAAAUGAUGGGCAUAUUCUUUUUCUUUUCCUUAUUAUACUUAGCAGGUGUUUACACAAGUGGCGUUCACGCAUCACAAGCAGCUACACAUAGGAAUUGAAUAAAAGACAUUUCAUCACAUCAACUUCAUGAGAGCAAAACCACAUCGUCGUCAUUUCAUGCACCGACGUCAUUUUUCUUAUUUGUGUAAAAGUGUAAACGGCCACUUGGAUAAUGCAGACAGAAGGGUGUAAUAUAGAGGGGUUAUUGGAAUAUGAUUUAAUCGCCAUGAUGAUCUGGGAUGUUAAAAUGAACAACAGAAAAUGAGCACAGUCGCAUUGACAGGGUGAUGUAGUUAAGCUUUUUCUCUAAAGCUUUUAUAAAUGAAACCAAUAGUAUUUCAGCCUUUAAUCCUGGAAUGAGUUCCAGUAAUCCAGCUGAAUCACAACUAUGAUCUCAGACGGAAUGUUUUAUCCUAACGGAGUCAUGGUUUAGAUCGGUUUUAGCGAAGUCUAUGUUGUAUUAAAAAAUAAGAUGAAUGUCAUUGCGUUAGAUAAUAAAAUAUCGAACCAAGUGGCAGAUAGAUUUUACGAAAACACAUGUUUAAAUGUGUUUUAAUAUUUCUAGACACCUUCUGUUUGUUAAAUUCCACUAAAAUUACCAACGGAUUUGGAGCCAAAUCUCUAAAAGUGGUGAAGAAGUGUUCUGAAUAAAGAUCUUUAAGCUUCAUUUAUUAGAAAGUGCCAUUUAGUCAUUUAGUUAUUUUUACACCACAAUUUGAAAUCCUUUUGGAGUCCAUUGUAUACCUUACGUGAACUGUAAAUGUGUUUUCCAGUAAGUCAACGUGUUGCGCUGGUGUCUGCCUGUAUUUAUAAUGUGAGUUUGCAGCGUCAGGGGUUUUCCAGCAUGUGGUCUUCUGGAAGGGCACACAGGCGGUUCACAGGGGGCCUGCAUUAGCUCUAAUGGCCGGAGGGGUCACAUUUAAAAUCAUAAUAGCUUUUCCACUCACCCCUCCUGCUGGGAAAUCCGUCUCCAGCGCUUGCUCUCCUCGCAGAGGGUCACGCCUUCCGACUUCCCAAUAAAAGAUGCUGUUUCCAAUCUGUCAGCAGAUGCUUUGAUGAAAAUUCACUUUGCACUUUCCGAGUAUGUUUCCUGGCGUGUCUCUCUGUGUUCUCCUCCCAGCACUUUCAAACACGUCGUCAUUAUAAUCGUGUUUUGUCACAGUGUUGUUUGUGAAACGGUGGAUGAGGGGGGGAUUGCCUGUUUGAUUGUUUGACGACGAUGACUGAACCAGAGGAAAAAAAAGAUUCUCAAACGUUACUUGUUGAUUAUCACUGACAGAUAUGUGCCAUAUUGCAAUAUUCCUACUAGCAGAUACUGUAGUGUAGGCAUAUGAUAAGCAUGGCUUUUUCUGUUAUCCAUUGAGGUAUCUGGCUGUGUUUGCAAUAGUAUUGUAGUACUGCGUACUGCACUUUGAAUGUUGUAUGCCCCCUAUUCCUUUUUAAUAACAUUACAGUUCAGAAUGAAUCAGUACAAUUUCCCAAAGGUAAAAAGGUUUGGAUACAAUUCAGAGUGCUUCAGAUGCCUUAACCACGGAAAAAAAAAUGCCUUUUAGAAUUACGUCAAGAAAUUGCAGAGCGAAUGACAAACAAGGAAGGUCAAGUCAAGCGCAUUGCAUUGUAAUGCGCAUUGCAAUGUGGUGUGUUCCGUUUGCACAUUUCGGCAGGGCUGUAAAGUACAUAUAUGUCGCAUAUUAAAUUGUGUAGCACGUGUACGAUACCGUUUGGCAGGUGCAUUAGACAGACCCGCUUGUUUGUGUGAAGUGCAUUUGUCGGUGUGAGGUGAACUAAUGGCGCACCAUUAUUUAUUUUCAUUUUCAUUUAGUUUUUGCAAUUAAAACUUGUUUUCCGGCUGCAUCUUUGGAAUGUGGGAAAACACAUGCUUGUUCUGCGUAUCUAUGAUUGAAUAAGUUGUAAUCUUAAACAUGUUACAAGCGUAACACUCGUGGAUUUGUCUGUAUUUUACGAUACGAGGACAUUACACAUGAAAUUGUUGAUCUAAGUUUUUUCUAGAAGCAUUUCACUGUUUCACUUCAUUGAAACACAAUGAAGCUCAAGCGGUUUCGCAAUGACCUGUCAAAAUAAAAGUCUGCUUAAUUUGAACCAGGUGAUAAAAUAAUGGCCUUGUGGUAAAUGCUACAGUAUAAUUAAAUAUUUACUAUAGUAAGGGUCAAAUAUACUAUGGUACACAAGAAUUUUACUGCAGUUUACUGUAGCAAAUACUGUAGUUUACUACAUAUUUUAUGGACAAAUGUAUUUACUGUAUAGUAAAGGAUCAAAAAUACAAAACUAAAAAGGAAAAAACUAAAAAAUACUAUGGCCCUAAUGUAUCCAUUUGUAUAACUUUAAUGUCCUUUUCAGUUAACUGUCUAUCUAUGUGAUGACCUGCACUUGUGCUGUAACUGUGUGGCCUGUGCUACAAAACAUUAAACCUCUGUAGCAAAGAAGUUAACAUACAACCCUGACAUUAUGCUAAAUUUGGUCGAUUAAAUCUUAGUUUCAUGCCUACAGAUGCUGUCUUCAACUGGAGUCGGAUAUUCCAUAAGUUUAUUAUGUAUUUUUUUAGAGUUUCAAAACAUAAACCAACAAGCAAAGUUGUUUUUAUAGCGAGAAACUCUGAAUUCUACAUGAUACACGAGUUGAGAUGUUGUACAGGACAUGUCCAUUUAAAAGGACUGAUUUUGAAGUUCCUUCAGUUUAACAUGUUGUGUUUUAAUUAUUAUUAUUAUAAAUGUGUGAUGUACUGAACAGCUUAUGAAAACCAUUCAUUUUUAUUUUUUUUUAAAGGCCAAAUAAUAAAUUCCAAUGAGCUACCUGUUUGGGCACUUUAUCGUUAUGUAAAUUGACGUGACAUAAACCAAUUAUUCAUUAAGUCCACAGGAAACAGUCGUUGUUACAUUAUUCAUAGCUUUGUUCGGUUUACACUACUUCUGUGUUAUUUUCAUAUUUUCGAAAUGUUUCAUUGUCGUUAUAAUGCACUUCAAGGCAACAAGAAUAUCUGCAUAAUGUACAAAGUACACAUACUGGUAGGAUAGAAGGGUAGUAUGCUAUUCCAAACACAGCCAUUGCCCCUCUCUCUAACUCCUGUGCAAGACUCUCCAGAGAUGCAAAAUAUACACACCACCAUUCCACGUUUAUACCAUUGUCACGUAGACACCGCAUUUCAGCAGUUUAAUAAGGCUGGCAGUGAUGAACACUUGUGCAAAAAGUAACAUACCUGAUCUUUACCGCCCACAUAUACAAAAGCAGGCAUGAGCUCAUUGAAUUUUGGGUCAGCCCGUGGGUUUGUGCGGUCACGUCCCAUGGCUGUUACAGACAAACUGUUAGGAGAAAAACAAGGAUGUAGAGAAGAAUGAGUCUCCUGUAGUUAGUUUCUCUUAUCGUAUAUGAAGAAAUGUGCUUGUUAUAUAACGUACUCCAUAUUUGCGAGUACCCUGCACCGGCGGGGGAGAUCAUUCAUUGUUGCUCACACCAUGAACACACAGGCGUGCACCAUUUCCUCUCUGUUUUCUGGCUAUGCUGAAGUCAUUUAAAACUGCUGAAAAGAGUGAAACACGCUGCUGAGGUCUGUGCUCGAGCAUCUGAAAACAUUCACCGUCUCUGCCUCCAUAUUUACAGGAAGAUUUGAAUGUCAGUCACUGUUGUGCUGUUGUCAAAACUGAUCAAUGUUCUUUGUUUGCUUCAUAACGCCAUCUGUACAAUUUGUAUAUUAUAAUAAAUAUGAUUUAUAUUUGA